Messenger RNA from Loxodonta africana (African savanna elephant), 7201 nucleotides. It is a transcript of the gene MCM5, whose product is annotated as minichromosome maintenance complex component 5. The transcript is spliced from 17 exons. Gene Ontology annotation, molecular function: single-stranded DNA helicase activity; DNA replication origin binding; ATP binding. Bases 4726 to 6930 code for a protein of 734 amino acids. Gene Ontology annotation, biological process: DNA replication initiation; double-strand break repair via break-induced replication; DNA replication. The record is from RefSeq and is a predicted model, not a curated record. Gene Ontology annotation, cellular component: nucleus; MCM complex. NCBI's taxonomy places the organism in Eukaryota, Metazoa, Chordata, Mammalia, Proboscidea, Elephantidae.
UCAGCUGCUAACCGAAAGGUUGGAGUCCACCCAGAGGUGCCUCAGAAGAAAGGCCUGAAAGAUAUACUUCGGAAAAGUCGCCCGUGGAAAACCAUGGAGCAGUUCUUCUCUGACACACGGCGGGGCACCAUGAGUCAGAACUGACUGGACGGCGACUGGCUGGUUGGUAGUUGCAGCUGGAAAACAAGCCCUUCUGGCUGCCUUACUCCUCAACAAACAGCCUCCACACCCAGGAAACUGACACCUGGUCACUGAAGGUGCACUGGAUGGAGCAGGGACAAGGUCCGUACAGGGCCUGUACACGAGGACUGGAGUCAGGGGACUUUAGUCCAGUGGCACCACUAGGGCUGGUGUCAGCCAGUGCAGCAGAACCCACCCCUCCAUCCAGAAUGGUCCCGCUCUGCCCCGCUCCCUGCUGCUCUGGGUAGCCCCUCCCCUCUGCCAUCUGCCAAGGCAGGACCUUCUUCUCCACCCAAUGGCAGGCACGGUGGCCAGGCCUCCUGUACCCUGACCGGCUGGUGGUGGGGGGAGGUAUGAGAAGGAGGUAAGGGUAAUGGGGGUGAUGAUGAGGUACCACACUGGUAACACCAACCCUAGAGACUGGUGGGUGAUGGGGGGAAGGGUAGGUAAUGAAGAGAUUGCACUGGGAGACAGGUGACACCAGCCCCAGUGAUGCCACUGCCUUCGUGGCCCCUCCCCCACCACCACUGGCCAGCCCACUGCCACUGCCGCUGCCACUGCCAUGGACCCUGGGGUCAUUUUGGUGUCAACCCCUCUGACAGCCCACACACCCACCCCCAUGCCCCCCAGUGACACCACUUCUUUAGUACCUAGCCCUGACUGUGUCACUAGUCUGUGACUUUGGACAAGUCACUUCCAGUCUCAUUUUGUUCAGUGGUAACAUAGGAACAACACACCCAGUUCCUAUAGCUGGUGGGAGGGUCAGUGGUGUCCAAACACCAGCCUGUGCAUGGUGGCAUCAGAAUCACCUGGGGACCCUCAACCACGGAAUCCAGGCCCUGCCCUGAGAGGCUCUGAUUCUGCAGAGCUGGAGUGGGACUCCGGAAUCUCUGUUUAUGUAAACUUCCCUGGGAGAUUCCAAUGUGCCACCAGGUCCAGGUGCCACUGUUGAGAUAGUGCUUAGCUGCUAAUGGAAGGGUUGGCUGUUUGAACUCAUCCAGUGACUCCACAGGAGAACGGCCUGGCAAUCUGCUCCUGUAUAAAGAUUACAGUGUGGAAAACCCUAUGAGGCAGCUCUACUCUGUCACAAGGUGUCGCCACGAGGGCACCUAACAACAACAUGCAAAGGUUAGGCAUUCAAAUUGCAGCUAUAGCGCUUGUUUCCUGGACUCAGUUUCCUCAAAGGGGCAUAGAUAGUUUGUAGUGGAAAAGGAAGGAGGGAAGAAAGGCGUGGGGGGCGGGGAGUAGAGAAGGAAAGAAUGAUGAAGGAAGGGAACCCACCUUGAAUUCUAAUAGCAAAAGGGCUGAAUUGGGGCCCUGGUAGCGCAGUGGUCAAACAUUUGGCCGCUAACCAAAAGGUCAGCAGUUCACAUCCUCCAGCCACUCCUUGGAGACCCUGUCGGGCAGUUCUACUCUGUUCUAUAGGGUCGUUAUGAGUUGGAAUUGACUCAGUGGCAACAGGUUUGGUUUUUGGUAUCCUCACUAUGGAAAAUUAAGUACCUAUUACAAACAGUGAGUUAAAUCUAUGUCUACUGACCUGGAGGAACAUCCAUAAAAUAAUGAGAAAGGCAAACUCCAGAUUAAUUUAGUAUCAUUUUUUUAUUAAAAUCCUCCCAUACAUGUAAAUACACAUUUGUGUGAAUGGGGCAAAAGGAGUGGAGGGCUCUGUUCCAGUUGUUCACGUUGAGAGGUGGGACUGGAGAGGAGUGGGCGGGAGAUGAGGGAGAUGGUGCACUUCGGUUUAAUAAGAAUAACAGCAAGCAGACCCUACGCACCAGGCACCGUUUGAAUUCACUACCACUGCCUCCGUUUUCCAAUCGUUAGAACAGGGCAUGUUUGGUAAAGUACAGGGUCAGUGAAAAUGAGGGAGAUACUCCAUGAGGUGGAUUAACACGAUAGCCACAACAAUGGACUCAAACAUAUAUAUGAACGAUCAUGAAGGUGGCACGGGACCUGGAACUGUUUUGUGCUGUUAUACAUAGCUCACCAUGAAUUGGAGCUGAUUCAAAGGCAACUAACAACGACAAUCUCCAUUUUACAGAUGAAGAAACAAACACCAAGAGUUCACAGUAACUUGUUCAAGGUCGCAUAACUCGAAGGGGCCAGAGUUGACAUAUGAACCUGUAAUUAAAGAUCUUAGUACUAUUUAAGGAGGUAAUACAAUAAAGUGGUUGUGGGAAGGGUUGGUGGGUAAAGAAGCAUUUCUAAUUCAUAAGGAUUUCCAGGCACAAAACCAGCUCCAAGAGGGCAUCGUUCAGUUACAUAGAUUUCCACGGACCCCAGAGAAGUCAUGGUUCUGAGGCUAGUCCUAGAAGCACUCAGGUUGUGUGUGGGUAGGGCCCCAGAAUGAGUUCUCUAAAUCUUGGGGCCAAAGAAACUCUGCCUCUCGGUGCUGGCUGGGUCUCUGACACAGCUUGGGGCAGAUCCUGUUAGCAGGGGCGUGCUCACGCAUCCUUUCUGACAAAUGGGCAAGAUAAGGCAGCCCCCCAAGAUGCACAGGAGAUGGCAGGACCGGGUUGACAGGCUCAGCCCAGACACUGGCCGCUUGGUCACACCUCUUCAAGCUUUGGAUUUGACUUUUUCUUCAGUUUGUCAGCAACAGGCAGGGGCAGACACAAAGCUGUCACUCAACAGUUUGUAAAGCUUAGGCUGUGGCAGUGGCAAGCACAGAGGCAAGAGGUUGGAAGAAUGGGGUUCUAAUUCUGGGUUUGAACACCAAUGCAUUUUCGCAUUUUUAGCUGAUCUCUCUGCGCUUUAUCCCUAUUUGCAUAAUUCUUCAUGGGUUUUUUUUUUUUUGGCUGUAAUGUUUAAGGAGGCAGAUCUCCAGGUCUUUCCUCUCCAGUGCUUCAGGGUGGGUUCAAAUUGCCAGCCUUUUGGUUAGUGUUCUUGUUGUUGGGUGCCGUUGAGUGGAUUUCGUCAAUUCUGACUCAUAAUGACCCCAUGUGAGUAGAGUACAACUGUUCCAUAGGGCUUUCUAGGCUGUAAUAUUUAUGGGAACAGAUCGCCAGGUCUUUCUUUCAUAGAGCGGCUGGAUGGGUUCUAAUGGCCAACCUGUUAGCAGCCAAGCCCUCAGCCAUUGUGUCACCUGGGCUCCUUUUUGGUUAAUAGCUGAGGGCAAACUUUGCCACCCAGGGACCUUAUGUGUACAAGGAGGGAGUUGAGAUACAGCAGAGGUCACAGCUCACAAGCCUUUGGGGGCCAGACCUAUAACCUGUGGCAGUUGAGUCGAUUCCGAUUCAUUUUGACCCUAUAAGACAGACAAGAAUUGCCUCAUUGGGUUUCCAAGGCUGGUAAUCUUUCUGGAAGCAGACUGCCGCAUCUCCCUGCUGAUUGGCUGGUGGGUUCGAACUGCCAGCCUUUUGGUUAGCAGUCAAGUGUUUAAACCACUAUGUCACCAGGGCUCCUUAGGGGCCAGAUAGGAAAACUUAAGGGGAGAAUUAGGCUGGGUGGGGACUGGGUGAAUUGGAGAACCCAUGUUCAUCUAAAGGGUAGGAGCCACUCAGUUCCAGCUCAUGUUGUUACUUGAGAAUGCAAGCCCAGGUGUUGCCCAAAUCUUCCAAUUUUUCAAGUUAGGUUGGAAAUCACGUUGUGAAUUUUCUCAAAUGUUAAACAACAUCAAAUAAUUUAAGAAUCUUCAGCUUUUGGAGGCAGCGUGUUAGGGUGGAAAGCACACGAAGCAGGGAUGCAGGCGACUGCGUUCCAAUGCUGCCUCUCCCAUCCACCGGCCACAGGGCCGUGGGCUCCUCAGAACCACAGAGCGCUGGAUCGCACUCUGGCAAGGGUUCGCCUCUCUGGGCCUGAGUCUGUCAUUACAAAAUGGGGCAAUUUGACCCUCUAAUUUCUAAGCUACUUCUUUCACCCCACGGUUCCGAAAGGGGUCAUUUUCUUGUUGUUGCAUGCCAUUAAGUUGAUUCCCACUCAUAGUGACCCCAUGUGACAGAGAAGAACUGCCCUAUAUGGUUUUCUUAGCUAUAAUCUUUACAGGAGCGGGUCGCCAGACCUUUCUCCCGCAGUGCCACUUGGGUGGGUUACAGCCGCCAAAUUUUCAGUUAGCAGUUCAGUGAUUUACCAUUGUGCCACCAGGGCUUUUUAAAAAUCUCAGGAAAAGUACACGAAACAGCUUUCAGCACUUCUACCGGCAGCCCGCACUCAUCCCCUGCCCUGAAAACUGGCCCCUCCGCCAUCUUUGCACCCGCCCCACCCGCGCUGCCACCACUACCGCGGCCUCUUCCUUCCGAGUCAGAAGUUUCGCGCCAAAUCAAUUGCUCCUCCCACAGAAAAUGGAGCCCGGAAGAAGGCUGGAACUGACGUCAUAUGCCCCACAGCCAAUCCUCUCCGGCGGGAGGCGGGGCUGGGUGGUCCGGGGUUUGAUCACGGGUCACACAGUGGCCCAAUCGCUGGCCGCAGGGCGCCGGCGAACCAAUAAGGACUCAGCGGCCGCGGCGUCUGAGCGCGCCGUCCCGCUUUUCCCGCGAAACCCGGCCGGGAGCAAGGAGGUUCCUGUCUCCCGGAGCCCGUGGAGCUCGGGGAGGGAGAGGUGCAGUCAUGUCGGGCUUCGACGACCCUGGCAUUUUCUACAGCGACAGCUUCGGGGGGGACCCCGGGGCCGAUGAGGGGCAGGCCCGCAAGUCUCAGCUCCAGAAGCGCUUCAGGGAGUUCCUGCGACAGUACCGAGUGGGCACCGACCGCACCGGCCUCACCUUCAAAUACAGGGAUGAGCUCAAGCGGCAUUACAACCUGGGCGAGUACUGGAUUGAAGUGGAGAUGGAGGAUCUGGCCAGCUUUGAUGAGGACCUAGCUGACUACUUGUACAAGCAGCCAGCCGAGCACUUGCAACUGUUAGAGGAAGCUGCCAAGGAGGUGGCUGAUGAGGUGACCCGGCCCCGGCCCACCGGCGAGGAGGUGCUCCAGGACAUCCAGGUCAUGCUUAGGUCGGACGCCAGCCCGUUCAGCAUUCGCAGCCUGAAGUCGGACACGAUGUCGCACCUGGUGAAGAUCCCUGGCAUCGUCAUCGCGGCCUCUGCAGUCCGGGCCAAGGCCACCCGCAUCUCUAUCCAGUGCCGCAGCUGCCGCAACACCAUCACCAACAUCGCCAUGCGGCCGGGCCUGGAGGGCUACGCCCUGCCCAGGAAGUGCAACACGGAUCAGGCUGGGCGCCCCAAGUGCCCUCUGGACCCCUACUUCAUCAUGCCCGACAAGUGCAAAUGUGUGGACUUCCAGACCCUGAAGCUGCAGGAGUUGCCUGAUGCGGUGCCCCACGGCGAGAUGCCCAGACACAUGCAGCUGUACUGUGACAGGUACCUGUGUGACAAGGUCGUCCCCGGGAACAGAGUCACCAUCAUGGGCAUCUACUCCAUCAAGAAGUUUGGCCUGACCUCCAGGAGGGGCUAUGAUAGGGUGGGCGUGGGCAUCCGGAGCUCCUACAUCCGGGUCCUGGGCAUCCAGGUGGAUACUGAUGGCUCUGGCCGCAGCUUUGCGGGGGCUGUGACCCCACAGGAGGAGGAGGAGUUCCGCCGCCUGGCCUCCCUGCCCAACGUCUACGAUGUCAUCUCCAAAAGCAUUGCUCCCUCCAUCUUCGGGGGCAUGGACAUGAAGAAGGCCAUCGCCUGCCUGCUCUUUGGGGGCUCUCGAAAGAGGCUCCCUGACGGACUCACUCGCCGAGGAGACAUCAACCUGUUGAUGCUGGGGGACCCUGGGACGGCCAAGUCUCAGCUUCUGAAGUUUGUGGAGAAGUGUUCUCCCAUCGGGGUGUACACGUCUGGGAAAGGCAGCAGUGCAGCCGGCCUCACAGCCUCGGUGAUGAGGGAUCCCUCGUCCCGGAACUUCAUCAUGGAGGGCGGAGCCAUGGUCCUGGCUGACGGUGGGGUCGUCUGCAUUGAUGAGUUUGACAAGAUGCGAGAAGAUGACCGCGUGGCAAUCCACGAAGCCAUGGAGCAGCAGACCAUCUCCAUUGCCAAGGCCGGGAUCACCACCACCUUGAACUCCCGCUGCUCCGUCCUGGCUGCUGCCAACUCGGUGUUCGGCCGCUGGGAUGAGACGAAAGGGGAGGAUAAUAUCGACUUCAUGCCCACCAUCCUGUCCCGCUUUGACAUGAUCUUCAUCGUCAAGGACGAGCACAAUGAGGAGAGGGACAUGAUGCUGGCCAAACAUGUCAUCACUCUGCAUGUGAGCGCAUUGACACAGACACAGACCGUGGAAGGCGAGAUUGACCUGGCCACGCUGAAGAAGUUCAUCGCCUACUGCCGAGCGAGGUGUGGUCCCCGGCUGUCAGCAGAGGCCGCCGAGAAGCUGAAGAAUCGGUAUAUCAUCAUGCGGAGCGGAGCCCGUCAGCACGAGAGGGACAGCGACCGCCGUUCCAGCAUCCCCAUCACAGUGCGGCAGCUGGAGGCCAUUGUGCGCAUUGCCGAGGCCCUCAGCAAAAUGAAGCUGCAGCCCUUCGCCACCGAGGCAGACGUGGAAGAGGCCCUGAGGCUUUUUCAGGUGUCCACGCUGGAUGCUGCCUUGUCCGGCACCCUGUCAGGGGUGGAGGGCUUCACCAGCCAAGAGGACCAGGAGAUGCUGAGCCGCAUCGAGAAGCAGCUCAAGCGCCGCUUUGCCAUUGGCUCCCAGGUGUCGGAGCACAGCAUCAUCCAGGACUUCACCAAGCAGAAGUACCCGGAGCACGCCAUCCACAAGGUCCUGCAACUCAUGCUGCGGCGGGGCGAGAUCCAGCACCGUAUGCAGCGCAAGGUGCUCUACCGCCUCAAGUGAGCUGCCAGCACGGACGUCUCUGCCUCACGAACCCCUCUGCCUCGUGGACCCCUCUGCCUCGGGCCUCCUGUGCCGUGUCACCUCUCCCUGCUGGGCAUCCCUGCAGACUUCCCGCGUGCCCUCCUGUCUGCCCUGGGACAGAGGGACACCUGCCCUGGGGGAAGGAGCGGCCAUGUGUUGCCUCAUUGCCUCUGGGCCUCUGUCCCUGCAGCUCCGGGAAAUGUGGUUUUGGAGUUUACUGAAAUAAUAAAGCCGUGGGUGUAUUUGGACA